AUGAAUGCAGACGACGGUUCAAGUGCUCCGGAACUACGGCAGAGAUUGUUUGAGGCACUGCAUAGUACAGGGAUUGCCGAUAAAAUAAAGGCUAAUAUUCGAUCAAAUCUCAUCGAACAAUUACGGCAACGUUCACAAUUACCACCUCAACACGACAAGAAGGACAAUGAGAGUGGUGGCAGUGGGAGUUUACUAUUGCGAGCAGCAGAUAGUAUUGUAUUGGAGUAUCUGAAUUCACGAGGAUUUGACUUCACAAUGUCGGUGUUUAUACCAGAGUGUGGGUUGGCUGUUUCUACUCAGGUCCUAACCGAGCGUGAAAUAUGGAAACUACUACAUCUUGAACGUCCUGUUGGAACCAUGGCUGAACUGAAACGAACAAUCGCAGACGACAACGACGCAACACCCCUCCUCGUCCGAAUUCUCGACGGCAUGGCACAUCUAGGAGACCUGCUGAUUUCGAAUCGUGAAGUGCAGACUGAUCCUAGUCCUGUCGAAUUCUUUGACUUGACGGCAAGAAACGCAGACCGUGAAUACGCCAAACGAAUAAAUGCAACACAUCCGCAUGCUCUGGUGCUUGAAGAGAGGAUGCUUAGAUAUCAGCAGGAGGUUGAUGUGAGGAUGAAGGGGGAGCUUGAUGAGCAGUUACGACGAUUCAAAGAGACGGAAAUAGUGCAUGUCCGCGUCGAGGAACGAAGAAGAUACCAAGAAGAUUUAAACCAACACCGCUCUGAAUUCGAAAAGAUUGAUAUGGAAAGACGUGCCAAGACAUUGGAGUGGGAGCAGCAGGAGCGUGCGAGGCUUGAAGAGCGUGAAAAGGAAUUCGAACGUCAAAACAUGGACCUCCGCCAACGCCUACUCGCAGAAUCCAACCGUGUAGUACUAGCUGAAGCAGCCCAUCGCAACGAAGCACAAUUGCUAGCUCGAGAACUGCAGACUGAGAAGGACGCACUACAAAGACGACAUGAAGAAGCACUUACUCAAAUUGUGGAGUUGCAAAAGUUUAAAGAUCGUUAUGCGGAGAAGAUGCAGGACGCUAUUGCGCAGCAUAAGAUUGACUUGAACCGAGAGCACGCUACCAUACUCUCGAAUGUUGAAGUUGAGAAGACCAAACUUGAAGCUGAACGAGCCCUCCUCUCUGAGCGAGCCCGACAAGUCGAGCAAGCAGCACAACAAGUUUCAAACGUACAAUCUGAAGUUGAGGAACUUCAGGCUUCGUUACGAGCUGCUAGGACUAGAUUGGCUGAAGAGAGGAAGGAGAGGGAGAAUGCUGGUGUGUUGCUGAGAGAGUUACAGAUGCAGGUUCAAAACCAAAAGAGUUCAACUGCUUUAGAGUAUGAGAUACAGAGUCUUAAGAGACAACUACUUGAAUCUGAAAAGACGGCAGAGAAGAGACAAGAAGAAUAUCAAAGCCUCCUCAAAUCACUCAUGGCACCUAAACAUGAACUGGAAACUGAAUUAGCUCGUGCGCGCAAAGCUGAAGGACGAUGGCAGCGUGAAUGUCAGCAGCUGGUGGGGAAGUUGGAUUUGGAGCUGACCCGUAAUGAAGAAAUCCACCGUAAAUAUGAAGACGAGGUGCUGCGUGUCAAGGAACUUCAGAGGGAGGUUGCUGAUUUAAGGUUGUUGUUGCAUCAAGCCCAGUCAGCUUUAACGAAUGAAGUUGGUCUACGUGGACGUGGAGAUCAAGAUCUAUUGAUGGGUGCUGAAGAGUACCACAUAGACAUACCACGGCAAGACACUACACGUCCCCAAUCCCGAAACUUUCGCCUCCCAGAUCCACUCCGAUACCUCUACUCGCCAUCCCCCAAACCCAAUACUAGCACAAACUCACCACAACUAUACCAGCCACUCACACUCCCUGAAAUGGGACGAAAUCUUGAUUUCCAGGACUUGUUGUUUAAACCCACACCACAAGUAUACGAGAAUACGGCAGUUGAGGCAUCGAGACCAUCAAGCACGAUACCAUUCCAGGAUGUGAUUGAUAAGCCAAUGAUUGCUGCUGUGGUGAGAGCCAGUUUGCAUCAGGCUUCGUCGGUGGUGAAGUCAGAGUCGGCCGAGUCGUAUGUGCAAGUUCAGAAUGUGGUGGAUGAUGUUGGGGAAAGGGUCGUGAAGGAGACUGAGAUGCCGAAAAAGCAUGACAAUACAGAUGAAGUUUCUGAUCCGCUCAUGAGGAAGUAUAUAGCUAUUGUCAAGGAGAGGAGGGAGAGAGAAAGGGUGGAAGGCUCCGAGGGUAAGAAGGACGUACCGCCAUCACAACUACAACAACCACUAGUGGCAAGCAUGAAGCCGUCCAGUAUUGGUAUACCGAGAGUAAACAGUUAUCGAUCUGAGAAUCCGUCUUCAAUGACGAGUGAUUCUGAAGAGGAGAGUGCUGGUGGAGGUGUUGCUUUCGCGGCUGGUGCAACUAACGACUCUGAAAUCAGUGGACCGUCAUACGAUUCAACUGAGAGCCGUGAUAAUGCCUGGUAA
This is a messenger RNA of Synchytrium microbalum, 2466 nucleotides long. RefSeq lists its product as uncharacterized. The record is from RefSeq and is a predicted model, not a curated record. Gene Ontology annotation, molecular function: protein binding. The coding region runs from base 1 to 2466 and encodes 821 amino acids. Gene Ontology annotation, cellular component: ciliary basal body; centrosome. The transcript is spliced from 18 exons. NCBI's taxonomy places the organism in Eukaryota, Fungi, Chytridiomycota, Chytridiomycetes, Synchytriales, Synchytriaceae. Gene Ontology annotation, biological process: epithelial cilium movement involved in determination of left/right asymmetry.